Sceloporus undulatus (fence lizard) is the source of this 954-nucleotide messenger RNA. RefSeq names its product MAM and LDL-receptor class A domain-containing protein 1-like. The record is from RefSeq and is a predicted model, not a curated record. The transcript is spliced from 7 exons. The coding region runs from base 1 to 954 and encodes 317 amino acids. NCBI's taxonomy places the organism in Eukaryota, Metazoa, Chordata, Lepidosauria, Squamata, Phrynosomatidae. Gene Ontology annotation, cellular component: membrane.
AUGCCUGUUAGGUCUUGCAACUCUGUUGAUAUGGUGAAAUCUCCUACAACCACUACCACCACCACCAAAACUAAGACAACCACCCCAAUCCUUACACCAGGUCCCUCCACUUCAUGCAACUUCUCCUGCUCCUUCGAUGUGGACUUCUGCUCCUGGACACAGUCAGACACUGACAGCUUUGACUGGACACGACACAAGGGACCAACGUCCUCAACAACCACAGGACCCUCUUAUGACCACACCACAGGAGAGGGCUACUUCAUCUAUCUGGAAAGCAACGACGCCAACCCAGGGGACAUGGCACACCUAGUCAGCCCCACCUGCGCCUCCCUCCGACCCCAUUGCUUCCACUUCUGGUAUCACAUGUAUGGAGUGGCCCGCACAAUGGCUCUGCAUGUCUAUGUGGUCUCUGGUGAUGGAGCUCCUGAGCUGGUCUGGUCUCAGAUGGGGAACAAGGGCAACCGGUGGAAUAAAGGAGACAUCACUAUCACUCACACAGGAAGGCUGCAGAUAAUCCUGGAAGGCGUGCGGGGAGAAGACUUCCGCAGCGAUGUAGCUGUGGAUGACAUUUCUGUGACAGAGGGAUACUGCCCAGAGUCCUGUGUGGUGUCAGGCGACCCCCAUUACUACACCUUCGACAAGCAAACCCACCACUUCAUGGGCAACUGCACCUACACCCUCUCCCAGCUGUGUGACUCCAACAUCUCCCUCCUGCCCUAUUUCAAUGUGGAAGCGACAAAUGAACACAGAUGGGGCAACACCCAGGUGUCCUAUGUUAGAAGCGUGGACGCUGAUGUCCACGGCAUCCGGGUCACACUGGAGAAAGGGGGGAACUGUGAAGGUCAAUGGAAAGGAAGCCGAUGUCCCCUCCACACCAACACCCGGUGUGUACAUCUGGCCCAGUGGCUUCUACACAGUGGUUUCAACCGACUUUGGGUUGAGAGUCAAAUUUGA